Messenger RNA from Dracunculus medinensis (Guinea worm), 2295 nucleotides. The record is from the annotation of a GenBank genome assembly. Lineage: Eukaryota; Metazoa; Nematoda; Chromadorea; Rhabditida; Dracunculidae.
AUGACUGCAGCUGAUGAAAGAGUCAAGGAUGGAAGGGACGGCAGACCGGAGGAAGAGUUUCAAUUUUGUGGAGUCGGGUAUAUGAUGCUUGACCUUGGGCGAGGCAACGAACCUCUUUUCGCGUUUUCCUUAUGGAUCAUUGGUACUCUGGUUGGUUACCUUUUGGCACAAGUGAAGUUACAUUCUAUUGUUCCACUCAGAUCAAAUUAUAAUGGCGAUCACCUAAGCAAGUGCCGUACCUCAGCUCAACUCCUCGUUGAAUUACCUGAUGCUCCCACAAAUAAUCUCACAAUUUACGCUGGAUAUUUCCCAUUUAGCGAUGAAGAGAAAAUUCAUUAUACCUUCGUGCAUGCAGAAACAAAUUCGAAUGAAAGUCCAGUAAUAGUGUGGAUGGCUAAUAAGGUAGGAUGUUCAAAUUAUUGGCCCCUAUUUUCGUCCAUCGGUCCUUUCCAAAUUACGAAAAAUAGCCAAGUCCUAGCAGAAAAUCCAAAUUCUUGGACAAAACACGCAAAUUUAUUGGUAAUUGAUAUUCCGGGAGGCAUUGGUUAUUCAUUGGUUUCACCGAGUAGAUUAUACACUGAUGACGAUUUGAUAAAUAUUUAUGUAAAAGUUCUCCAACAAUUCCAACUUAAAUUUCCGGCAUUUAAGGGAGUAUUUGGUCUAAAUUUUCGAUUUGCUGAUGAUCUUGUAUUUAAGAUGGCAAACAUGUAUUACUAUGGACUCGUUAGUGAAAAUGAAAUUGGAAUCAAUCCUUAUAAUUUACAUAUGCCAUGUGCUGUCAAUGAUGAAAAUAAUGAACGACAGUGCUAUGAUGUUAGUGAGUUCACAUCGUAUUUCAAUCGAGAAGAUGUUCGAAACGCAUUUUAUGUAUUACCAGAAGUUAAUAGUUGGGAAAAAUGCGCCAAGGUGAAAAAUUUCGAGAAGAAGGAUCACGACUUUAAUCGAAUGAUAAGAAAGACGAUCGAUAAUGAUAUUAAACUAUUUCUGAUUAAUGGAGAUUUGUCGAUAAACAAUUUUGUCAUACCACAAAGAAUCGUUCAUGAUCUUGGUUAUCCGCAAUUAUCGGCAAAAAAAGCAUUCUCUAUUAAUGAUGUUGUCAGCGGUUUCAUUACUGAAUACAAAGGCGUCGAUUUUGCUACGAUACUUGGUGGUGCAGCUGUUGCAGCUCAUUUGCUAGUUGAAUUACCAGGUGCUCCUCCAAAUAAUUUAUCAAUUUAUUCUGGCUAUUUAUGGGAUGGUCGUAAAGGCCGAAUUCAUUAUAUUUUUACAAAAGCUGAAGAAAAUCCAGAAACGAGUCCAUUAAUAAUAUGGAUGGCAUGUCAACUUGGUUGCUCGAAUUAUUGGCCCAUGUUCUCGUCCUUUGGUCCUUUCCGGAUUAACAAAGUGGAUCAGACUUUGAAAAUAAAUUCAAAAGCAUGGACAAAAGUAGCAAAUUUAUUGGUGAUUGAUGUUCCAGGAGGCAUUGGAUAUUCUUUGGGAUAUAAUCCUGUUAUUUUUAAAAAUGAUUUGAUGGCGAUUUAUAAAAAUGUCUUGGAACAAUUCUUCAUCAAUUAUCCUGAACAUAAGCAAAACGAUUUAUAUUUGGCUGGAUCAGCAGCUUCAACAUGGAUUAUUCCAUCAUUUAUCAAAUAUAUCACGGAAUUAGAGACAGCAGACUCAUCGAAAUUAAAGGGAGCAAUAAUUUUGAAUCCUGCCAUUGGCUCAUCUGCUGUUUCUACAUUAUCAAUAGCUUAUAUGUACUAUCAUGGAUUCGUUGAUGAAAAAAAUUUUCGUUAUUUGGUAUCAAAUUGUUGCAAUGGUGAUAUAGAUCACUGCUUAGUGCUCAAUAUGGAUUCUGAAUGCAUGAAACUUUCUUUAGAUACCACAAUUGAAGUAAAAAUAUCCGGAAUCAAUCCAUACAAUAUUUACGAACCAUGUCAAACCAUGUCACCUCCAUCCAAUUUUACUAGAAAAAACGGUGGCGAAAAUGAUCCACCGAUUUCUGCCUCUUGUCAAGAUCAUAACGAAUUUUUAUCAUAUUUCAACCGACCAGAUGUCCAAGUUGCACUUGAAGCUGUACCUGAUGAUUGUAGCAAAAUUUCGUUUCCUGAAGAACAUGAUGAAAUUGCACUCAUGAAAACGUUGAUCGACAGUGGCAUGAAGCUACUUUUACUUAAUGGCGAUUCAGAUAUAAUUAAUCCUCUCACUGGCACUCAACAGUCCAGUCUUGAUUUAGGAUAUGAGGGCGGUGAUUAUCUUUGCAGUAACAAAGCCGAUGUAAUGCUUCACUUUAUACGAACAUUUUUGGAAAAAUAA